Aureobasidium pullulans EXF-150 is the source of this 530-nucleotide messenger RNA. RefSeq lists its product as uncharacterized. The coding region runs from base 21 to 530 and encodes 169 amino acids. NCBI's taxonomy places the organism in Eukaryota, Fungi, Ascomycota, Dothideomycetes, Dothideales, Saccotheciaceae. The transcript has 2 exons. The record is from RefSeq and is a predicted model, not a curated record.
CACCCCAUCAACUCUCAAGCAUGUCUUCAAGAACCUCUCAGUCUCCAGACUGGCCCGAAGAUCUCUGGACCAACAUCUUCAAGGCAUGGACAGGGUUCACUCCUCUCAACCUCGCAACCAUCGUAGGCGUCUACUACAUCAUCGCCAUCAUCUACGAUCCCCACAGUUGCACCACCACAACUCGCUCCGGUCAAGUGUUUAGAUGUGCAGCUUGGAUCGCACCUUUCGUCCGCCUCCACAAUGUGGCAAAAUGGAUUCUCAAACUCUACCUACGCAUUCCUAAGAUGUUUAGGAUAGUGAUGAAGGAUAUUGGGCUUAAAGGUCUGGUGUGGAUCCCCAAAUAUGGCUUUUGGAUUUUCAGUGCACUGUGGACGCUCCCAUGGGUGGCCAGAUUGCCGCUGCUGUGGUUCACUUGGUUGGUUGGGAUGUUGCCUUCUGGUCUGGUUGCAGCUGUCUUGUUGUACACUGUUUUAAACGGCCAGGAGAGCUUGAAUCCGGACUUCAUUAUUCGGUUUCUGAACAGGAACUAG